This is a messenger RNA of Leguminivora glycinivorella, 1295 nucleotides long. It is a transcript of the gene Sirt4, whose product is annotated as NAD-dependent protein deacylase Sirt4. Gene Ontology annotation, molecular function: NAD-dependent protein lysine deacetylase activity; NAD+ binding. Bases 16 to 942 code for a protein of 308 amino acids. The record is from RefSeq and is a predicted model, not a curated record. NCBI's taxonomy places the organism in Eukaryota, Metazoa, Arthropoda, Insecta, Lepidoptera, Tortricidae. The transcript has 5 exons.
UGUUUAUUUUUUUUUAUGUCGUACUCUGUACAUAUAAUGUUUGCACGAUUUCGUCCUAAUAAUUUCAAAGAACUGACUAGGCAGAUUGUGUAUGUGCCUAAACAUAAACCACCCGAGCCAAAAGAUGUUGAAAUACUGCGAGACUUUAUCAACAGGCAUCAAAAAUUAUUAAUUCUAACUGGAGCGGGAAUUUCUACAGAAUCUGGAAUACCCGAUUAUAGAUCGGAGGAAGUAGGAUUAUACGCUCGCAGUAACCACAAGCCAGUUCAAUACCAGGAAUUUGUGAAGUAUCCAAAAGUGAGGCAGAGAUACUGGGCUAGAAACUUUGUUGGUUGGCCUCGGUUUAGUGGUGUACAACCAAAUGCUUCACAUCUGGCUAUCAACAAAUUAGAAAAGGCAGGAAAAGUGACAGCAAUUGUGACUCAGAAUGUUGACCGCCUGCACCAGAAAGCUGGUUCAAAAUAUGUCAUCGAGCUCCAUGGUUCUGGGUACCUAGUAAAAUGUUUGAGCUGCCCAUAUGAGAUUGAUAGGAAUGACCUGCAAGAGGUGUUAAUGAAAAACCAUCCAGCCAUGGAGAGCAGUUUCACUAUGAUUAGACCUGAUGGCGAUGUUGAGUUAUCAAAAGAACAGGUAGACCAAUUCAGAGCUCCCCUGUGCCCCAAGUGUGAAGGGCCUCUAAAGCCAGACAUUGUUUUCUUCGGCGACAAUGUCCCAAAGCAAAGAGUAGAAGAAGUGAGGAACCAGGUUUCUAGCAGUGAUGCUGUAUUUGUUCUUGGCUCCACCUUGACUGUCUACUCAAGCUAUAGGAUCAUUCUACAAGCUAAGGAAGCUAAAAAAGAAAUAGCUUUGUUAAAUAUAGGACCUACUAGAGCAGAUGAUAUUGUAGACAUCAAAGUAGCCACUAAGUGUGGAGAUAUAUUACCCAGUUUAUGUACAAUAUAAGUAAAGGUGAUUUUAGAUAACAAAUUUAUUCAUUACCAUUAGUGUGUUGCUGACUACCUCAUUAUGUGAUGUUUAUACAUGUUAUAGUAAAAUAUAGUUUUAAAUAAAACCCAUUAUUGGCAUUUUCAUUUUAAUGUUGAUAAAAAUAAGAGGUAAGAAUACAGAACUGAUUUACACAAGUGGAUAGUCUUGGGAACUGAAAAUUUACUUGUUCAGUCAAUAAUCAUUAAUCAGCAUCAAAUACAAAUGUUUAUUGUGUCUAAGUAUUAUAAUAUAAUAAAUUGGAACAACAGUACAUGAUGCUAACUUUCAUUCAUAACUAAAAAUAUUGAGCUGGAAUAAAUAACGAAAUA